AAGCUGUUGCUGUUGUUUAUGGGAUUUAUCUGCUCCACAGCAGAAGCAUAUCUGUCGCGAAGAAGGGUUCAUUUAUAACCGGAGAUGUUUUUGGAUCUUAUUCAAACUUCCUUUUGGAUUCACAAGUGCACAGGCAGAAGAAAAGUGCAAAGGAUUCAAUGCUUCACCGGCCAACAUAUACGAUAUACAGCACAUUAACCAACUUUAAAGUUAUGGACGUGGAAAAAAUCCGACAUCUGAUUCAGUUUACGACGCGUUUCUGGGAAUGAAGUACGAUCCAAGUAACAAUGUGUUGACAAAUUACGGAGGGUUGAUCACAGAUUUGCCGGAUUCGGUGUGGACGCAGAGGUUUAGAGCUUCUAAAAUCAACACCGAAGUAGGGAUAAUUAUUGCGAAUCCUUCUGAGGACACUGAUAAUGGCAUUGUGACGGGUACCACCAAGGUCUAUGGUAGAGGUGUUAUAUGCGAAACUGAACAACUCAGUUGCUCGCCCCCACAUAUAAACAUGGAAACCCAAACGCGUUCCUGUUCCGAAGACUCGCUUACUUGCAUUAUAUCUUGCAAACCUGGUUUUGUUCUUGACGACGGAAGCACCAGCAUUACAUUGACGUGUCAAGAUAAUCUUGAAUGGGAUGGAGAAGUGUCAACAUGUCGACUGGCAAUUCUACCGAUUGCUGAAUGAGUACUGCAGACUAUCUAAGACGGAUCUCGACACAACAUAUUAAUCUUCGACAAAACUUACCUGAUUUUAAGCCUAUUAUCCGUGCUUACAUAAUAUAAGGACGAAAACUUGAAGUUCAUUGGAAACUUUUAUAAGCUGAUUUAAAUACAUGUUUGAAUAUCAUUCGUCUUAAAUUUGCAUGUUAACUUUUUUUACUGGAUGGAAAAAAAACUUGAAUAUGACUUUGGUAGUCGUGUCAUUGUGUUGGAAUACCAUAAAUGAUUUUUAUUGUUUUACCUCCCGCAUAGUUCCAGGCCACUCCUGUCGUGAUAAAAUCAAACCAUGUCCUUCUUAUUACCCUAUCCCGCCACGACAGUUCAAUAGAGAAUCUACCAUCGCUAUUGGCAGCAUAUCUACACUCGUUAAAAUUGUUUUUUUCAAAAAAUGCACUCGCGAAUAUAUCAUGGGACAAUAUGAAAUUUGCUACCCAGCGUAAAAAGCGUCCCAAUAUGGCCAGUCGACAAACAACUGCUACUUCAUUUUCUAGUUACCACAUUCCCAAUAAAGCCCAAUAUUAAAAACUGUUUGUGCAUGCCAUUUUUCUCGCUUAAUUGAUUUUAAUUGUCUAAGGUCUUUAUCCUAUAGGUAUAUUAAUGAAUUACUUUAAUACAUUUUGUCUUUAAUUGGCAUUUUCCUUCACUAUCGAAAACCGUUCAAUUUGUUCAUUUACUAUGACUGUAUAUAUCAGUUUGCUUACAACUAUCAAUAACAAUAAUAAUUAAUGUAUA
Messenger RNA from Styela clava, 1449 nucleotides. The record is from RefSeq and is a predicted model, not a curated record. Lineage: Eukaryota; Metazoa; Chordata; Ascidiacea; Stolidobranchia; Styelidae.